Zophobas morio is the source of this 1186-nucleotide messenger RNA. RefSeq names its product ADP-ribosylation factor 2-like. Gene Ontology annotation, cellular component: cytoplasm. Gene Ontology annotation, molecular function: GTPase activity; GTP binding. Lineage: Eukaryota; Metazoa; Arthropoda; Insecta; Coleoptera; Tenebrionidae. Gene Ontology annotation, biological process: intracellular protein transport; vesicle-mediated transport. The transcript is spliced from 5 exons. The record is from RefSeq and is a predicted model, not a curated record. The coding region runs from base 330 to 875 and encodes 181 amino acids.
GAAGAUAUUUUGUCAGAAGGACGAGAGCAGAUAAUCGCUUCUGACAUUUGUUUUUGAAAUGUUGCGGCAGUUUAAGUUAAUUUGUAAUUAAUGAUUAUGGUUGUGAAAUCAGUAUCAGUAUUUAAUAGUAAAGAAAAACGUUUUGCAUAAAUCGUGUCGAGUCUUUUUACGGUUUACGAUUUAAUAGCAUUUCAAUUUUUUUUAUAAGUAGUGUUUAAUAAUUUUCAUCGUUUUCAUUUCCUUUAAUGUCUGAGGCGAACGAAAUAAAAUUCUUACCAACACUUGAACUCUUUUAAGUUUUUUUUUCGUACUUCAGAAACUAAGCAGCAAUGGGAGCUUCACGGUCGACACCUUAUUUCUGUCGCACAGUACCUAUAAAGACAUUAAUGUUUGGUUUCUUGUCCUCCGGAAAAACAACAAUCCUGUACAGAAUAAAAUUAAACGAAAUCGUCACAACCCACGGCAUUCCCACAAUUGGCACUAACUUUGAAACCAUACAACACAAAAACCUAACUUUCUCAAUCGAAGAUAUUUCUGGUUCAGACAAAUUACAGGAAAUGCAUUCAAAAGUAAAUCACCAAGAUGUACGAGCUUUAAUUUUGGUAAUUGAUUCGACUGAUACGGAGAGACUCGAGUGGAUUCUUGUUAUCAUUCAUAACUUGUUGAUGAAUGACUCUUACAGAAGUGCGCCAUUGCUCAUAUACGCGAAUAAGCAGGAUCUUCCUGGAUGUAUGACAGUUGCUGAAAUUGGUGAAAUUUUAAAGCUGAAUGAAAAUAAGAUGUUGGCUGAACGCCCGUGGAAAAUUCAGGGGUGUUGUGGCUUGACUGGAAAAGGUCUUUACGAAGGUUUUGAUUGGUUAGCGGGACAAUUUUAACUCCUCGUUUUGUUGCGAAGGGAACACUUCAUUAAAAUAUUGAACAAUAAUGCGACAAAGGCUUGUAUCAACUCGUUAAAUUUUACACUUCAUUAUGUAUUUUCAGCUACAAUUAAGGACUUAUCCGCCUUCGACAAAAAGGUGUACGUUAACAUAAGAACGUCUAUUUUCUUCAUUAUGCAACGCCGCUUCGUAAACAUCAUGCACCAAAUAAAAAUAUUUUCCUGUUUUUCAUGUCCAUAACCUCAUUCCAGCAGCGAAACAUUUUCGAUUUUAAUCGGAUCGUCCAAAUAAAAUUUUGUUUGAAGUUU